Olea europaea var. sylvestris is the source of this 717-nucleotide messenger RNA. Its product is annotated as transcription factor CSA-like. Gene Ontology annotation, cellular component: nucleus. Gene Ontology annotation, biological process: regulation of DNA-templated transcription. The record is from RefSeq and is a predicted model, not a curated record. Lineage: Eukaryota; Viridiplantae; Streptophyta; Magnoliopsida; Lamiales; Oleaceae. Gene Ontology annotation, molecular function: RNA polymerase II cis-regulatory region sequence-specific DNA binding; DNA-binding transcription factor activity, RNA polymerase II-specific. The transcript has 2 exons. The coding region runs from base 138 to 674 and encodes 178 amino acids.
AGUAAAUCGUGUGGAUUUCUGUGGAAAAAUUUCUAAAACUCCCUGUCCCUUAAACCUUUUUCCUACUUUUUCUCUUCAAUCCCAGACUGCAUCGCUUUAAUUUCACCUUUUCUCACCAGAUUAUAGCAUAGAAGUCCAUGCAGCCACAAGAAGAUAGCAUUUCAAUGGAGUCUUUAGCAAUAGAGAAUUCCAAUGAGAAAUCUGAUAUCCAAGAGAAUGAAAACGUGAGAAGACAGUCGAAAGUUUGUCUCACAGGCCGUUGGAGACCUUCGGAGGACGAAAAACUUGAACAGCUUGUUGCUCAAUAUGGCCCACAGAACUGGAAUGCCAUAGCUGAGAAGCUUGGAGGAAGAACGGGCAAGAGUUGUAGAUUGAGAUGGCACAACCAGUUGGACCCGAUGAUCAAUAAAAGAGCUUUCAGUAAAGAAGAAGAGGAAAGGCUGUUGGCAGUCCAUAGGGUUAUUGGCAACAAAUGGGCUCUGAUUGCUAAGUAUUUCCCUGGGAGAACUGACAAUGCAAUGAAAAAUCACUGGCAUGUUUUAAUGGCUAGGAAACACAGAGUCAGAGAGCUAUCAACAUCCUACAGAAAAAUAUCAAACCGUUAUACCAAUUCCUUCCUUCCUUGUUCGGGACGUGUUUCCAAUCCGACUCCACCAGAUUCUUGUUGGGGUUAGUCUGUAUACAUAGCAUACGAUCUAAAACUACAUACCGAGCAAG